Molecule: messenger RNA, 1216 nt
Organism: Hylaeus volcanicus
Lineage: Eukaryota; Metazoa; Arthropoda; Insecta; Hymenoptera; Colletidae
Gene: Rpn11
Product: 26S proteasome non-ATPase regulatory subunit 14
Exons: 6
Coding region: 172-1107 (311 amino acids)
Biological process (GO): proteasome-mediated ubiquitin-dependent protein catabolic process; protein deubiquitination
Cellular component (GO): proteasome regulatory particle, lid subcomplex
Molecular function (GO): protein binding; proteasome binding; metallopeptidase activity
Source: RefSeq, a predicted model, not a curated record
GCUAUACGUUGCUAUACUAUACACUGCGCUACGUUCAUGAGUGUGCACAUUUGAGAAGUGUCAAUGCUUAUGAAAAGAAUGCUCAUUUAAUACUACGUAUGAUCAGUAAAUUCUAUAUUCCAUCAGUUAUUUAAUUUAAUAGAAACGUUUGAGAGAUAAGAGAUCAAAGAUAUGGAUCGACUUCUGAGAUUAGGUGGAGGUAUGCCAGGUCUGAAUCAAGGACCUCCAACUUCAGAUGCUCCGGUUGUUGACACUGCAGAGCAGGUAUACAUAUCGUCAUUAGCACUUUUGAAAAUGCUGAAACACGGACGUGCUGGUGUACCCAUGGAAGUAAUGGGUCUGAUGCUUGGAGAAUUUGUUGAUGAUUAUACUGUUCGUGUUAUCGAUGUGUUUGCUAUGCCGCAAACUGGAACGGGAGUCAGCGUAGAGGCAGUUGAUCCUGUAUUCCAAGCAAAAAUGUUAGAUAUGCUUAAACAGACAGGUCGGCCAGAAAUGGUUGUUGGAUGGUACCAUUCUCAUCCAGGAUUUGGUUGCUGGCUUUCUGGUGUAGAUAUUAACACGCAACAGUCGUUCGAAGCUCUUAGCGAAAGAGCAGUCGCUGUUGUUAUUGAUCCCAUACAAUCUGUGAAAGGAAAAGUUGUUAUAGAUGCAUUUAGACUAAUUAAUCCAAAUAUGAUGGUUUUAGGCCAAGAACCCCGUCAAACUACAUCCAAUUUAGGUCAUCUGCAAAAACCAUCGGUUCAAGCUUUGAUUCAUGGCUUAAAUCGUCAUUAUUAUAGUAUUAGUAUUAACUAUCGCAAAAAUGAAUUAGAACAGAAGAUGCUGUUAAAUUUACACAAAAAGACGUGGAUGGAUGGUCUUACCCUUGCUGAAUAUUCAGAACAUAGUAGACUGAAUGAAAAUAUUGUAUCUGAGAUGCUUGAACUUGCGAAGAAUUAUAAUAAGGCAUUAGAGGACGAAGAAAAAAUGACACCUGAACAAUUAGCUAUAAAAAAUGUGGGUAAACAAGAUCCAAAACGGCAUUUAGAAGAAAAAGUGGAUACACUCAUGGCUACAAAUAUUGUUCAGUGUCUGGGUGCUAUGCUCGAUACAGUUGUAUUUAAAUAACUAUUUCUUAAACGACAAUUUGCACUAUAUUAUUAAAAAUACAUCUUUUUGAAAUGUGUUCAUAACCUGUACUCAAAAAUAGUGCAUACAAUACAGAAUUUUUUUACUA